UCAGGCUCUACAUAUGGCAGCAACUACCUCCGAACGACUCGGGACAGCGAUGUCGUCUCCACGGCGUUCGAGGACGUCGACGGUAUUGAGCUGCUCUCGCCGUUCUUCAUGGAACCAGAAUCUGUGAACGAGGGCUUCGCCAAUGGCACGCAGGGACCUACAGAUGACAGCGAGCUGGACUACUUCAUUCGAACUUUAGCCAAUCGCAACGACUGGAUGAGCUACAGACCUGGCGAGUUCCUGUCUGAGGAAGGUCGGGCUAUCAACUAUGUCUAUCUCUCAGAGCCAUCGGUAGAGCCACUGGCGGCUACGGCGAACAGUACGAAGUUGAAGGUGUAUAUUCAGGCUGCGAUUCAUGGAAAUGAACCCGCGGCCGACCAAGCAGCACUAGCCCUCCUCGGCAAGAUGGACGCCAAUCAAACCUGGACCGCAUCUCUCCUCUCAAAGAUGGACAUCCUCAUGCUCCCUCGCUACAAUGUCGACGGCGUCCACUACUUCCAACGUGCCCUGGCCAACAACCUCGACGGUAACCGCGAAGCUAUCAAACUCGACCGCCAACAGUCCCGCGACAUCCGCCAGCGCUUCAUCGACUUUGGCCCACACAUUGCCGUUGACCUCCACGAAUUCACGGCUCCGACGAUCUACGGCGGCGACUACCAGCACGCGGCGGAUGCACUUAUCUCCGGCGGCAUCAACCCAAACAUCCAUCCCACCAUCCGCUCCGAAGUCCUUGAUCGCUUCAUCCCCGCUAUGGGUCGAAGGUUGGAGUCCUACAAUCUUCGCUGGGCGCCCUAUGUUACUGGCGCAGGGUCGAAUGUCUCCGGCUCGGAGAUCGUCUUCGAGGAAGCCGUGACCGAAGCUCGCACAGGUCGCAACGCAAUGGGUCUAUCGCAAGCGAUCAGCUUCUUACUAGAAAUGAGAGGCAUCCGUAUCGCAGACCAGCACUUCCAACGCCGUGUAGCCACCGCCUUGCUUAAAAUCGAAGCCAUCCUCGAAACAGCCCGCGACGAUGCCGACGAGGUCUUCUCCAACGUCGAGUCCGCACGAGAGGACUUCAUCAACGGGACCGAAGACAUCGUGGUUACGGAUAGCUAUACUCCCACCAACGCCACUUUCCCCCUCGUCAACCGCGAAACCGGCCAAGUCGAACAAGUCCCCAUCACAUUUAUAGCCACGACUCCUUCCAUCGCGAACCUCACCCGCUCUCGUCCCGCGGCGUACCUCAUCCCUCGCGCCUGGGCGGACGUCGCUGCACGCCUCCGCGUCCUCGGACUGGAAGUGCAGACCCUCGAGUCCACCUAUCGCGGGAGUGUAGAAGCGCUGUACGUCAAAAACAGCACGCUCGACACAUCGCUGUAUGAAGGGCAUGUGCUCAAUACGUUAGUCAUGGAGUCGGAGAUGAUAGAUGUGGAAUUACCGGCGGGUAGUUUCUGGGUGAGUACGGCGCAGAAGAAUGCGGCGUUGGCGUUUGUGGCGUUGGAGCCGGAGAAUAUUGAUUCGUUUGCGACGUUCGGUUUGGUGCCGUUGGAGGUGGGGGAUGAGUAUCCGAUUUUUAGGGUGUUGAGGGGGUAG
Molecule: messenger RNA, 1572 nt
Organism: Zymoseptoria tritici IPO323
Lineage: Eukaryota; Fungi; Ascomycota; Dothideomycetes; Mycosphaerellales; Mycosphaerellaceae
Exons: 3
Biological process (GO): proteolysis
Molecular function (GO): metallocarboxypeptidase activity; zinc ion binding
Source: RefSeq, a predicted model, not a curated record